Messenger RNA from Dermatophagoides pteronyssinus (European house dust mite), 1099 nucleotides. RefSeq names its product surfeit locus protein 1-like. Gene Ontology annotation, cellular component: mitochondrion; membrane. The record is from RefSeq and is a predicted model, not a curated record. Gene Ontology annotation, biological process: mitochondrial respiratory chain complex IV assembly. Lineage: Eukaryota; Metazoa; Arthropoda; Arachnida; Sarcoptiformes; Pyroglyphidae.
AAAAAACAACAUGAACUCGUGCGCAUGUCGAUGUUGUUCAUCUUUCUCUUUGAAGCCAAAUUUAAGGGAAUAAUUUUUAAGCGUUCAAACACAUGUUUUUUGUUGUCAUGAUUCGAAAAAAUGUUUACCAUAUUGAAUCGAAUUCGUCUUCAUUCUUCAAUUAAUACAUUGAAAUUUCAAUUAAAAUUAUCAUCGACUAAUCGGCAAUCAGAAAAACUAUGUAUUUUUCAAAUACGUUCGAUUAAUAUUGCAGGAAAAUCGGCAUCAAAUCAAUCGUCAAGAUAUCAGAAGCCAAGAUCAUCAGUUGGUUAUUUGUUUGCCUUACUUCCAGUUGCAACAUUCUGUUUGGGUACAUGGCAAAUCUAUCGAUUACGAUGGAAACUUGAUUUGAUUGCAAAAUUAGAAUCAAUAAUCAAUAAUGAUCCGAUUGAUUUUCCCGAUCAAUUAGAUCUGAUCAAUGAUAUGGAAUAUGUUAAGGUAAAAGUUCGUGGUCACAUUGAUCGAUCAUCGGCACCACAAUUUAUUUUUCCACGAUCACUGAUUCAACGUGAUGAAUCCACAAAUCAAGGAUCAUUAAUAUCGAAAGGUGGUGGUCAAGGUUUAGGAGCACAGCUAGUUAUACCGUUUGUAAUCACAGACAAACGAUUCGAUAUGAAUUCAAUGAAAAUAUUAGUCAAUUUUGGUUGGAUACCUCGUGAAAAAAUGGAUAAAAUUAAUUUAAUUCUUAAAAAUCAUAAAGUUAAUCUAAUUCCCGAUGAAGAAUUCGAACUAAUCGGUGUCAUAAGAAAAACUGAAAAGCGAGAACCAUUCACACCGAAACAAGAAUUUACACAAGGAUAUUGGACAAGGCGUGAUAUUGAAAAAAUUUCCGACCAAUUACAAACAAAACCAAUUUAUUUGGAUGCAUUUGAAAAUUAUUCAUUGAAAUUAUUGUUUGAUAAUGAUCAACUGGAUAUUAGUCCGAUUGGUGGACAAACUCGUAUCAAUCUUCGUAAUGAACAUUUAUCCUAUAUAAUUACUUGGUAUAGUUUAACCGGUAUUUUUUCCUAUUUAUGGUAUAAAAAAAUAUUUAAAUCAAGAUUGUAAAUAUUUAUAAAAA